CUCUGGCUCGGGAUGGCAUCCCACCUCAAGAGAAAGCGCGUCCAGGACAUCUCUCUCUCAAAGGCAAAGCGUCGUCAUACCACUCCAGACAGUGAGCACGGGUCCGGACCAAGUCAGGUCUCCUCGCAGGCCCACUUCGAGGACCACGAAGAGAAACAAGACGGCUCUGACGACGACGCAGCAAGCGACGCUUCCAGUGAAGGCCACGUUGAACUCGUUGAACCGACGGAGGAUGCGCAGGAGAACGGUACCAUACAUGUGAAGGCACCUCCGAAGGGCGAGGAGCUGAGAGAUAUCAAGGAUGCUACAGACCUCUUCAGGUCUACGUCCUUCAAGUUACAGAUUGAUGCACUACUACCGAAUGUCCGAGCAAAGUAUCACCGAUCUGCGCCGCUCGACAAGUUCCUUCUUUCCUUCCAUAGCUAUCUCACCGGUCUCCCGUCCAUCACACCAAAACACCCGCUAGCCGCCUCUCGCGACCUGCAGAAGAAGGCGGUCUCCGUUCCGUACGUACUUCCCCAGCCGACCGAAGACACGAACUGGAAGGUCGCCUUUGAGAAGCCGACCGAGAUCCUCCUCGUCGGAAGCUGGGCGCUCAAGACGAGCGUGAAGGCGAAGGACGGUUACCGCUAUGGGGUCGAUGUCGCUGUCACCAUGCCGGAGUCGCUCUUCCAAGAGAAGGACUAUCUUCACAGCCGGUUCUUCCAAAAACGCGCGUACUACCUCGCCGUCAUCGCCGCAGCGGUGUCUGACAAGAAGAGCGGCUUGAACGUGGAGGUGUUCUACGACUCGACGAACGGCGAUCCCCGUUUGACGACACUCGUGCUGCGUCCCAAGCAGGAUGGCUCCGCAUCCGACUUCUCCACGCUCAGCGCCGAAGUGCGCAUCCUCCCCGUCCUCCCCUCGCCCUCCCCCAUCCCGCCGCAACGGCUAGGCCCCUCGCGGUCGAACAUCCGCACGUCCGCGUCUUCGAGUGACGCCGCCAGCGACACUCCGAGCCCUAUCUACAACUCCCGCAUCAUCCAGCACUGCACCCCUAAGCCCCAUCUCGUCUCAACGCACGCACUCAAGGAGAGCGUGCCCGCCUUCAGUGACGCGCUUGCGCUUCUGCGGGUGUGGGCGCACCAGCGCGGGUACGGCGUGGGCGAUAGGCUGUGUGUCAGAGGGUUCGAUGGUCGUGGGCCGUGGUGGGCAGGGCUGCUGGAGUGUCUUGUCAUGGGCGAGGAGGGUGCGGACGGCGGACGUCCGUUUGGGUUCGCUAAAAAGGAGAAGAGGCGGCCGCUCGGGAAAGGCCUCAGUUCGUACCAGCUGUUCAAGGCGGCGCUGGACUUCCUUGCGAGACACGACUUUGCGAAGGACCGCGUGUUUGUCAAAGCUAAGGAUGGCCAUCGAUUCCCGCCAGACGAGUAUGCUUCCCAUGAAGCCGUGCUGGUGGACUCGUCGUCCAUGCUCAAUUUGCUUGCUGGUGUGCCGUUGAGCUUGCUAGAGAUGCUUCGUCGCGACGCUCAGCAAACCUUGGACGUGCUAGACAACUCCGGUCUAACUGAAGACCCGUUCCCUCUCGUUUUCCUGAAAGAGCAAAGGGACGUAGCGAAUAGGUUUGAUGUUGUCCUACGCGUUGACCUCUCCUCCACGGAACCUCGGAACCUCUCCACCCACACCAUCCUCGAGCAUGGCUCUGCGUACAACGCACUCCUCUCCCUCCUCCUCUCCACCGCCCGGCGAGCGCUGGGGAACCGCACAAAAGCUAUCGCCGUCCUCCACCCUACGUCCUCCCCGCGCCCCCUCUCUCAAGCCCAGCCCUCCAACCCCUCGACGGUCUUCCUCGGCCUCAUCCUCGACACGGAGCACGCGUUCCGGCUCGUCGACCACGGGCCGCCCGCGGCGGAGCAGGAGACGGAGGCGUCGAAGCAGUUCCGCGAGUUUUGGGGCGAAAAGGCAGAGCUGCGGCGGUUCAAGGACGGGAGCAUCGUCGAGAGCGUCGUCUGGACGGUCGGCAGCUCGGACGAGCGCGCGCACAUCCCGGCGCUGAUCGUGCAGUACAUCCUCGCGCGCCACCUGGGGCUCCCGGAGGAGAGCGUCCGCGGCUGGCAGGGCGGCUUCGACGCGAUCGUGCGGCUGCCGGAGGACAUCGGGAGCGUGCUGAGGGACGGGCGCACGGAGACGGGGUUCAAGGCCGCGAUGGCGGCGUUCGACGGCCUCGUGAAGGCGAUGAAGGCCCUCGACGAGCAGCUCCCGCUCGCGAUCACCACCGUCAGCCCAGUCUCAGACGCGCUGCGGUACACCAGCGCCCUCGCGCCCGUCGCGACGCCCCCCUCCGUCGCGCCCGCGCUGCCCGCCUGCGCGCGAUACGUCGCGCCGAUGGAGAUCGUCGUCGCGUUCGAAAAGUCGGGCCGCUGGCCGGACGACCUCCGCGCGGUCCAGAAGAUCAAGCUCGCGUUCUUCGAGGCGCUCGCGCGCGCGCUCAUGCACGCGCAGAAGGGCCUCGCCGCGCGAGUGGUCGUCCCCGCGGCGCGCGACUCGGACAUCGCGGACCACGCGUGCCUCGAGGUCGUGACCGCGGCGGGGUGGGCGUUCCACGCGCGGAUCUGGCACGACCGCGAGCAGACGCUGCUCGAGCGCGCCAUCGACGACCGGCGGCCGCACGUCCCGGCGCACGUCAAGAAGGCGGCGGCGGCGGCGGAGGGGGCGCGCGCGGGGGCGGCGCUGGAGGCGUACCGGCGGCGGUUCGUGCACGCGCCGCGGCACCACCGGGCGGUGGCGGCGCUGGGCCACCGGUUCGCGGCGUUCGCGGGGACGGCGCGGCUCGUGAAGCGGUGGCUCGCGGCGCACUGGCUGCUGGGGGCGCACGUCGGCGCGGAGGCGGCGGAGCUGCUCUGCGCGGGGGUGUUCGUGCGCGGCGGGGGCGGGGGCGUGCCGGGGACGAAGGAGCGGGGGUUCGCGUGCGUGAUGGGGCUGCUGAAGGACUGGGAGUGGGGCGCGGGGAUGUUCGUGCCGCUGUACGGGGACGAGGCGGGCGUGAAGGGGGAGGCGCGGGUGGACGUGAAGGCGGGGGCGCGGCGGGGCGUGUGGGCGCUCGCGACGGAGGGGGACGCGGAGGGCCGGGUGUGGACGGCGGAGGGCCCGGACGCGGUGGUCGCGCGGCGGGUGCGCGCGCUGGCGCAGGCGACGUGGGAGGCGCUGCGGGGGAUGGAGGGGGGCGACUUCGAGGUGAAGACGCUGUUCGCGCACCCGACGGCGCAUUACGACUUUGUCGUCGAGCUCGAGCCCGCGUUGCUCCCGCGGUACGCGCAGAGCGUGGAGGCGGACCCGGCCGUCUGGGCGAGGAACCGCAAGUACGCGAACGCGCGCGCGGAGGACGGCGGCGGGGCGCAGCUCCUCGUCGGGUUCGACCCCGCGCGGAUGUUCUACGAGGACCUCAAGCGGGUGUACAAGGACACGUUCGUGCUGUUCCACGACCCGCUGGGCGGGCACCGGUUCGGCGGCGUGUGGGACCCGGCGCUGAGGGCAGCCCGGCCGUUCCGCGUCCUCGGCGGGUUCUCGAGCGUGCCCGCGACGAAGAAGCCGAGGGAGAAGGAGAAGGAGAGGUCGCUCGUGGUCCUGAACGAGCGCGCGGUGCUGAGCGAGGUCGAGCGGAUGGGCCGGGGGCUGGUCAGGCGGAUCGUCGUGCAGGUGUAG
Fomitopsis serialis is the source of this 3678-nucleotide messenger RNA. Its product is annotated as Nrap protein. Gene Ontology annotation, cellular component: UTP-C complex; CURI complex; small-subunit processome. Bases 13 to 3678 code for a protein of 1221 amino acids. Lineage: Eukaryota; Fungi; Basidiomycota; Agaricomycetes; Polyporales; Fomitopsidaceae. The record is from RefSeq and is a predicted model, not a curated record. The transcript has 11 exons. Gene Ontology annotation, biological process: rRNA processing; tRNA export from nucleus.